AUGGGUCUAGGCAGUGUGCUGUUUUCUCUUUUCUUCUUGUGUUCGAGAAUGGUCGUUGCCGAUACGUGCGAUUACUACAAUCUAGGCAAUUGCAUAAACGUCCAAUCCGAAGGCUCACAGUCAUUUGAAUUCAAACCGCUUUUCCCCGAAAAUCCCACUCUCGUUUACGCCAUUGAUGAAUUGACCUCAACCGAGAUUCAGAUAGAAACCGACAAGGACCCAUUGUGGCAGCCUGAUGAAGCCCAGCGAAUCUCCUUCUGGUUAGAGUAUCCCGUCAUUAAUACCACCAAUGAGGCCUUCACUUUGUCACAGAUCGGGAUGCUGUUUACAAACGUGACAGGAGAAUUAGGAGGAGGUAACAAUGGCUGCGAUGGUAUUCUGGGCCAACAAUGUGCCGAGAAUCUCAAGGAUGUAUUGAAGUGGAUGCUCUUAGAGGAAGUGGACGGAUCCUCUGAAGACGAAAAGGUCCUGCACAAUGUCCUUAGUGAGCUUGAAUCCAGGCCUUUGUAUAAUCUAUCGUGUCCACACGAUAUAUUUGACGAUUCUGCGCUUACACUGGAAAAGGCGCUGGCUGUCGAAGCUGUCUACGACGAUACGGGCUAUACUUUCGAGCCGGAGUUUCUACCAUCUGGAAACUCUUCCUUCACUUACACGACCCCGGUUGAUAGAGAGAGGUCUUACGAGGAGCAAGUCCGCAAAAUCGGCGUUGGUAUUGUUGUCCGUUUCCCAAUCACUCUUGAGCCUGAAUAUGAUCCGACUUCCGAGCAAUACGAGGGAGGGAGAAACACAACUCUCGAUGGAAUUCAGCUCGAACUUGUAUGUGUGAGGGCUGAAGAUAAUAACUCGGGGGACGGGGCGGGGGGCGAUACAGCUGGUGAAGAGGAGAACAAUGAAAACUUAGCUACCCUGACUCGAACGUCACUUGCUGGGGUUUUGGUGGCCUUUAUGGCCGCAUUGUUGACAGUGUACUACUAG
Messenger RNA from Penicillium argentinense, 975 nucleotides. RefSeq lists its product as uncharacterized. The coding region runs from base 1 to 975 and encodes 324 amino acids. The record is from RefSeq and is a predicted model, not a curated record. The transcript has 2 exons. Lineage: Eukaryota; Fungi; Ascomycota; Eurotiomycetes; Eurotiales; Aspergillaceae.